UAGUGGAAAAUUUUGACAAAAUUAUUCCAGAAUUCAACGGAGAAAAUAUGUCGGUACAGCAGUGGUUUAUUAACUUCGAGCUAAACGCUGAAGCAUACGGACUAAAUGACAAAAAAAAAAAAAACGUGCAAGCCCGAGCAAAAAUGACAGGUACAGCCGCUCUUUUUCUCGAGUCCACAGCAGUGUAUAAGUACGGCCAAUUGCGUCACCAACUUUUACAGGAGUUUGAGUGUGAGCGUUUAUGCAGUGCGCAAAUUCACAAUCAAUUGUCUAUGCGAGUGAAGAUUGCCGGCGAAAGUUUUCACGAAUACAUAUAUAUGUACUACAGAUGAAACGCAUUGCUGCACGUGGGACAACAGACACGGAGUCGGUGAUUCGAUACAUUGUCGACGGACUGAAUGUAAAAACGGAUUAUAAGUACACCUUAUAUGGAUGCAGCUCAUACAAGCAGAUGCGAGAGAAGUACGAAAUCUACGAAAGAACGCUCGCGGUGGAUGGGGGCUUGGCCCCGAAACAAAAAGACGAAACACAGCCGUUCGGAAAGAAGUCCAAUUUCACCAAAUAUGAAAGGAAGCAACACUGCUACAAUUGUGGAUCCCAGGAGCAUCUACGCAAGGAUUGCCGAGCUGCAUUAAAGUGUUUCCGCUGCAAUCAGACUGGACACAUGUCUAAGGAUUGCCCGAGUGCUGCUGCCGUAAACGUUGCAUACGAGGAAAAACGCCUGAAGUCUCUUAAAAUUAACGACGUGCAAGUCAAGGGGCUCAUAGACACCGGUGCAGAUGUUUCCCUAUUAAAGAUGUCAGUGCUCGGCAAAAUGAGUGGUAUCCAUCUGCAAGCCAGUUCGUCAACUUUGAGGGGACUUGGAAACAACAUCACACGCUCCGCUGGGCAGUUUACGGCAGAAGUGGAGAUCGACGGAAUGCGACUGGCACACAAAUUCCUUGUGGUGGCCGAUCAUGCCGUCGGAUGCGAAUUGUUGCUUGGACACGACUUUAUAUCCAAGUUCACAAUGACAUCAACGCCAGGAGGAUAUAAGUUUUCUCCCCUGCCGGGGGAGGAAACUGAGGACACCAAACAGAUAAAUAUUUACAACGUGGUCGAAGCAAAUACUGACAUAAACAUUCCAUCGCAGUUCAGAGAUGCCGUCCAAUCAAUGAUUCAGGACUUUACUGAAAAGAAGCAGACUGCAGUGUGCCCGAUCAUGCUGAAGAUCGUACCGGACGAGAAAAUAGCGCCGUUUCGACAUUCGCCAAGUUGAGUGGCCAUCAGCGAAGCCGACGUUGUCAAGCAGCAGAUCGAUGAAUGGGCCAACGCUGGGAUAAUACGACGCUCAUCAUCAAAUUUCGCCAGUCGGACUGUAAUUGUCAAGAAAAAGGAUGGGAGCAGCUGGAUCUGCGUGGACUAUCGUCAGUUGAACAAGAUGGUCUUGAAAGAUUGCUUUCCCGUUCCAGUCGUUGAAGAGGUGCUGGAAAAACUGGAAAAUGCUAAGGUGUUCACCAUCAUGGACUUAGAAAAUGGGUUUUUCCACGUUCCUGUGGAAGAAAGCAGCAAAAAAUAUACGGCGUUCAUAACGAAGGAAGGGCUCUUUGAGUUCAACCGUGCGCCUUUCGGUUUUUGCAAUUCGCCAGCAGUUUUCAUCCGUUUUAUAAGUUUUGUAUUUCAAAACCUUAUAAAUGAAAACAUUCUUGACCUGUACAUGGACGAUAUCGUUUUACACGCUGAAACCGCCGACGAAUGCCUGGGAAAGCUGAAGAAGGUUUUUGAUGCAGCAGCUGAAUACGGGCUGAAGAUAAAGAGGAAGAAGUGCCGAUUUCUGCAGUCGACCAUUACAUUUUUGGGUCAUCAAGUUGGAGGAGGGGAAAUCAAGCCUGAAUUGGAGAAAACCAAAGCCGUCAGCAAGUUCCCGAUGCCGAAAAACAUAAAGGCUGUGCAGUCGUUUUUAGGAUGAACUGGGUUUUUACGUAAAUUCAUAAGAAACUAUUCGCUAAUCGCCAAACCACUGACCAAUCUGCUGCGAAAAGAUGUCCCAUUUAAAAUAAGUCUGGAGGAGCAGCAGGCGUUCGCUACAUUAAAGGAAGCAUUGGUGAAAGAGCCGGUCUUGAAACUUUAUCGCAGGAAUGCAAAAACCGAGAUACACACUGAUGCGUCAAAGGACGGGUUUGCAGCGGCGUUGUUACAAUGGCACGAAGGACAAUUGCAUCCGAUCUUAUUCUGGAGUAAGAAAACCUCGGAAUCUGAAGCACGACAGCAUAGCUAUAUACAGGAAGCCAAAGCAAUUUUCCUAGCGUGCAAAAAAUUUCGUCAGUACAUACUUGAAACCAACUUUAAGCUCGUAAUGGAUUGCGCUGCUUUCAAGCAAACGUUAAGCAAGAAGGACGUUCCGCGGGAGCUAGCCCAAUGGGUCCUGUACUUGCAGGACUACGACUUUGAAGUGGAACACAGACCAGGAGAACGGCUGAAGCAUGUGGAUUGCCUGAGUAGGUACCCAAUUGAUGUCAUGAUGGUAUCUUCGGAAGUCACAGCAAGAAUUAAGAAAGCCAAGCAGGAGGAUACGAUGAUCAAAGCAGUUUCCGAAAUUUUGAAAAGUAAACCAUAUGACAACUUUAAGUUGAAAGCUGGUCUCGUAUACAAAGUGGUGCAAGGCACGGACUUGCUGGCAAUACCGAAGUCAUUAGAAAAAGAAAUAAUAACCGACGCUCACAACGCAGGACACUUUGCCGCUCAAAAAACAAUGCAUACCGUACAGCAGAGCUAUUGGAUUCCACAUCUGGAAGGAAAAGUAAUGCAGAUCAUAGGAAACUGUAUGAAAUGUAUAAUCUACAACAAAAAGCUUGGCAAAAAA
Messenger RNA from Drosophila miranda, 2842 nucleotides. RefSeq lists its product as uncharacterized. Bases 242 to 1258 code for a protein of 338 amino acids. Gene Ontology annotation, biological process: proteolysis; positive regulation of cytoplasmic translation. Gene Ontology annotation, molecular function: zinc ion binding; aspartic-type endopeptidase activity; mRNA binding. The record is from RefSeq and is a predicted model, not a curated record. Gene Ontology annotation, cellular component: cytoplasm. NCBI's taxonomy places the organism in Eukaryota, Metazoa, Arthropoda, Insecta, Diptera, Drosophilidae. The transcript has 2 exons.